CGUAAUUGUUGCAGACAAGCCAAUUUGCAUAUGGAAUAAAACUAUGCAUUAAAUGUCAACAAUAACAAAUUUAAAUUAAAAAAAUAUAUUAUUUAUUUUUUAAAAAAUUUUGUUCAUUAAUAAUUUAAAAAUUAACAAUUAUUUAUAACAACUUUUUCGAAAUUUUGAAUACAAGUAAUUGUAUUUUUGUUAAUCAGUAACAUAACAAAUAGAAUAACUUCAUAAUUAAUUUAAGCUUGGAAAAAAUUCAAAGAUGACUGCGGAAUACGUUAAAAGUAAUACUAUCAAACAUGAAAGUACGAUAAAUUCUGGCUUGGAUUAUCUCAAUUCCACUUCAUAUUUUAUGGAAGCUCUUGAUUAUUGUCUGAUUACAAUAAAAAUUGAACACCCUGCUGGAGAUAAACAUAUUUCAAUAGAUGUAAGAAAGGAUUAUGUUACCAAGCCGGGAACAGUAAUUUUUCAAGUAUUUGUUAAUAAAGAAAGACAAUACUCAAAAAUAGUUCAUGACUGGAGCGAACAUCAUAAACUGGAUGUUCUUAAAGACAAUAAAUUUAUCGGAUCAAUGAAAGUUGUUUGUAAAAUUAUUUGGUUAGGUUUUACUGAUAAAUCUUUACCAUCAUCGGUGAUUAAUAGAAGUAGUAAUUAUUCAAAUUUUUAUGUGACAGCUGUAUUGAGUGAUGUGAUGUUGAUUGUCGGUGGUGGAGAAAUUCCAGCUCAUAAAAUUAUUCUUGCUGCUGAGAGCUCUGUUUUCUUAAGAUUGUUUAAAUCAAAUAAAGAUAUGAAUCGUAUUGAUAUUGAAAAUGUAGAUCCUGAUGUUAUGCAAGAAGUUUUGAAAUUUUUAUAUACGGGUGAAACAUUAGCUGAAGAUAAUUAUGAACUUGCUUUAAGAAUGUUAACUGUUGCUGAAAAAUUUAAAAUAAUUAAAUUACAUAAUUAUUGUGGGCCAACUAUUUUUCGUUUUGUUACUACGGACAAUGCUAUACGUAUUAUUUGUGAAGCUGAAAAAAACAAUGCUCAUAGAUUACGUAAAAUGACAUUAAAAUUUAUUAUAGAAAAUAUAAAAAGUAUUGAAAUCCAAGAUGAAUAUAAAAAAUUGACAUUAAUAAAAAGUGAAUUAAUGUAUGAAAUUGUUGAUGGUUUGAGAGAGUCACGCGCUAAGAAAACUAAGAGGAUUAAAAUUUGUUUUGCUUAAAUUAUUGUUUAAAUUUAUAUAUUUAAUUGUAUAUAUCUUAACGUAAUGUAGCUUAUAUUUUUAUAACAAAAAUAAUUAUAUUAAUUAGUUUAAGAAAUAAAAUUUUUGAUAAUAAACUACAGUCGGAUCUCGUUAUAAGACUAUCAUUCUGUCUUUUUUAUAAACCAGGUAUCACGAUAGUUUGAGAGAGAAACUAAUAGUCUUAUAACGAGGUCCUAGUGUACCUAGCCCCCGGUCUCCUUAAAAACUUGCUUUUUACAAAUAAUUUUUAAUUAAAAAAUAUGAAGAAGUAAUUAUCUGUCUUAAGGGAAGAAGCUCGUCUGAGAUACAAAUAAAAGAGGAUAUUUUUGUGAUUUUUUUUUUUUAGAGUACCUUCUUUAUUAAAAUUGUUAAAAGUUGUGAUAUUAUUAAGCAUCAUUCCGAGAAUAUUCUGCCAAAUUUUCAUAAAAAAAUAUUGGAAAAUAAGCCAGCAGUAGUGGGGAGAGACAAGUCACCUCAAUAAAAAAAGAUCUCCAUGCUGUAGACAGAAUAACUCAGGACUGCUUUAUCUAAAAUCAAAAAACCAAAAAGAUUUCUUUAGUCAUAAGUUUAUCUUAGAUUUGAACAAAGGAUUUUUUUUUCCAACAACUACAUGUUUUUUAAUUAAACAAAAGGAACAAUUUUUGGCAAAAAUCAAAAUGUUUUGAUUGCACCUUUACCGAAAAUUCAAAAAUGAAUAUUUUGAUUUAUUCUUUCGUUCAAAUCCAAGAUAAUUUUAUGUACUAAAGAAAUCUUUUUGGUUUUUUUUAUUUCAGAUGAGGCAGUUAUGAGUUCUCCUGCCUACAGCAUGGAAACUUUUUUUUUUAGGCUACUCAGUUCUUCCUACCGCCACAGAUUUAUUUUUCAAUAUUUUUUAACGAAAAUUUAGCAGAAUAUACUUGGAAUGAUGCUUAAUAACGUUACAAAUUUUAAGAAUUUUAUUAAAGAAGGUACUCAAAAAAAAAAUCACAAAAAUAUCCUCUUUUUUUUUAAUGUCAGACCAGCUUCCUCCCGUAAAACAAUUUCGGUAAUGAAACUUAUAAGGAGACAAGUAAUCGGGAACUUUUUUUUAUAAAUUUAUAAUUAUACAUCAAAAGGAAUUAGAACUUGUGAUUCUCAUAUUUUUUAAUAUUGUUCAUAAAAAAAUAUGUACUUCAUACUAUGAAUAUCUUUCAUACACUUGGAGCUUAUGUAGUAAAUUUUUCUUUUGUUAAAUUUAUAAACUAAAAAAGUAUAGAUCUACUUAAUAAAAAAAUGUUAAAUUUAAAAAAUGUAAAGUGUUGUUUAGUUUUCAGUA
Molecule: messenger RNA, 2507 nt
Organism: Microplitis demolitor
Lineage: Eukaryota; Metazoa; Arthropoda; Insecta; Hymenoptera; Braconidae
Product: speckle-type POZ protein B
Exons: 2
Coding region: 254-1192 (312 amino acids)
Biological process (GO): regulation of proteolysis; proteasome-mediated ubiquitin-dependent protein catabolic process
Cellular component (GO): cytoplasm
Molecular function (GO): ubiquitin protein ligase binding
Source: RefSeq, a predicted model, not a curated record